GCUGGGGCACGAAAGACAGAGUGAAUGAGCUUCUGGGUCCAACAGCCUCUGCCAUGUCCAAAGUGGUUGGCUUGUCUUCCAAGAAGAGCCGGUGGCUCUUGCAAUCCUUGCGCGACCAGCAGCGACAUUCCCUGGGCACUGGGUUUGAAAGUGCCAAUAUCCUCCUCUCUCCCAAGUACCACCUCAAAGACAAGGAUCUAAGAAAGAUCCACAAGGCUGCGCGUGUCGGGGAUGCAGCAAGAGUGCAGCAGCUCCUGCUUGGGAAAUGCAGUGUGAAUGACAAGGACAAGAAGAAGAGGACUGCCCUCCACAUCGCCUGUGCUUAUGGCCACCCGAAGGUAGUGAUGGCCCUAUUAGAGGGAAGGUGUGAGAUCAAUGCCACGGACAGUGAGGAGUGCACAAGUCUGGUGAAGGCUGUGCAAUGUCAGGAAGAGGAAUGUGCUACCAUUCUGCUGGAGAACGGUGCUGACCCAAACAUUGUGGAUGCCCAGGGCAACAGCGCUCUCCACUAUGCUGUCUAUUAUAAGAAUACAUCACUGGCUGCAAAACUGCUCGAUCAUGAAGUGAAUAUUGAAGCGACAAAUAAGGGUGGCUUCACACCAUUGUUACUGGCUGUCAGUGAAAACAAACUGCAGAUAGCAAAAUUCUUAUUAAUGAAGAAUGCUAAUAUACAUGCGGUUGAUAACCAGAAAAGAACAGCCCUCAUGCACGCUGUCAGCCAUGACUCAACACACCUAGUGAGAUUUGUUCUUCAGCAAGGUGUGGACCUCUUCUUGAACGAUGCCUUUGGAUUGACUGCAAUCGAUUAUGCUGCUGAGUUUAAGUAUAAUACGGCUGCGGUGAAAGCUGGCACUGAAGUCCAGGAGACAAGCCGCUGCCGGUUCAUUCCUACUGAUCCAGUCUUGGGUCUUCUGACAGCCACACUUUGUUCGCCAAACAAAAGAGAGAAAAAAACAGAGUCAGGGCUGGUUUGA
Mus caroli (Ryukyu mouse) is the source of this 974-nucleotide messenger RNA. The record is from RefSeq and is a predicted model, not a curated record. Lineage: Eukaryota; Metazoa; Chordata; Mammalia; Rodentia; Muridae.